Messenger RNA from Aplysia californica (California sea hare), 1758 nucleotides. RefSeq lists its product as uncharacterized. The coding region runs from base 160 to 1359 and encodes 399 amino acids. Gene Ontology annotation, cellular component: nucleus. The transcript is spliced from 2 exons. NCBI's taxonomy places the organism in Eukaryota, Metazoa, Mollusca, Gastropoda, Aplysiida, Aplysiidae. The record is from RefSeq and is a predicted model, not a curated record.
CCCACCCCUUCUCCGCACACCUUGGCUAGGCGUACACACUACACACGAGUGAGUGGGCCAUUCGGAACACACAACAUGUCAAUAGCAAGGCACUUUUGACCUCAUUUGGUUUGUUUAGGUGCGCGCAGUGGACAGACACUGCACUUGAACGUUGAUGAAAUGGCCCAGCCUCUCUUCAGACGAUGCUUUAGACUGAUGUAUACUGUGCGCAAGUUUGAUUUGCCCUGCAGCAAAAAAAUUGUUGUUCAGAAUCAAGGUUGUUCAUACAGUAGCAAGAGGCCAGACAAGACAGACGAUUUACCACUGCUAUUCCCUCAGCGGGUGAAGAACGUCAGAACCAGACGAACUGAACCUUUAGCAUCUCUAAGAUCUCUGACCCCGCGUCAUGACAGCAGGAAAAAGGAAAGACAACAGAGGCGCAUCGAGUCUUCCCGUUUUCUAGAAGAAAUGAGACUGGUUGAUGAAGAUGUUUUUACUGACAGCCUUGCUGUAGAAAAUUCAGUAAACACACUCGGGAACCCUGUGGAACUCAAAGAAAAUUAUAUGAGAGCUCUGAUCAGCACAAGUAAGAAGAUCCGUUUCAAGACAAUAGAGAAAAAGUUCUUCAAGAAAAGGAAAAGCUUGAACUUACUAACCUGGAGAGCUAAGGAACAAAUAAGGUUUCUGAAUCGUGGAGACCCAGAGACAUGGACUGUCCAGGCACUAGCUGACUCUUUUCCCGUGUCUGAAGAAAGUAUUGUCAAAAUUCUGAAAUCAAGAGUUCGCCUUCAUAGAACUGAAGAUAUACAAAGGCAUGACAGUGACAUACAAAGGAACUGGUCCGGAAUUUUAGAAUCUUUUGAGGAUGAAGAUGAAGCAGUUUCAAAGAUGCUCUACUUGGGAUUCUUUAGUUCUGAUAACGAAAGCCUGAUCUUGAAUGCAAAUGGACGAUUGGAUUUACCCUUCCCUAUGAAAAAAAAUGACGGUGUGAAAGGACCUUUUUCUGAUAUCGUUAAAGAUUGUUGGGCUGAAAGUUCUGUAUCAGAUAAAUCUAAACAAACAGGUUUCAUCACUGGUGGGGAGAUGAAAACAUUGUCAGAAGUUCUUACAGAGGUUUCUGAAUUCUUUGCAAAUGGGUCUUUUACACCCCCACGGCAUUGGGCAGCAAAACCUGACGUUGGAAACAGUGCUGAAGACUUUAUGCAACAACCUGGGGGCCAUAAACCAGAUAGCAAUGUUAAAAUUCCUAACAAAUUAUGUGUAAAAGGUCUUAGUUCUCAGGAUUCUUCUAAAAGGAAGCACCUCAAGCAAGGAAUUGUUUAUCAAGAUGGAAACUCUAUCUAUAAUGAGGAUGGUGAAUUUUUGUACAGAAUACCAUAGUAUAGUUGAAGUAUAUGUCACGAUGCGAUGGAAUCAGGUGCUUGUCAAUUUUGGGGCACAUGGAGUAUCGAGUUACAUUGGCAUCAUCUUAAAGCUUGUUCAUUUUUCUUGCUUUUGAUAGGGAAUAAUACCCGUCUUUCUUGAAUAGAAGUAGAAGUCAGGAUAUUUGUGAUUGAUAGGGGUGGGGGUUACCUUGUGUCUGUGUCAGAGAUAGAAUUAGUGAGAAAAUGGCUGACAAAGUGUGGUGACUUCCUAAAACUUGAGUGUCCUUGAAAACAGCAAAUGUACAUUUUUCGUACCUUUCGUCAACGUUUACAUUGAAAUCCACAAAGAAAUAUGUUUUUUUAGGGACACAGAAAGUGUGGAGCCAAAACGAAAAAAAAUUCGAUAAAAAUUGUC